This is a messenger RNA of Brugia pahangi, 1575 nucleotides long. NCBI's taxonomy places the organism in Eukaryota, Metazoa, Nematoda, Chromadorea, Rhabditida, Onchocercidae. The record is from the annotation of a GenBank genome assembly.
AUGAACUUAAACAUUAUUUUAAAUCAUGGUAAUGUGGCACAAACCGAGGGAAAACUGCAGUUACAACGAGUCGUUUCGAGAUGUAGCUGUCAAAUGUAUUUUUGCUACUUUUCGGAUACAUUGGAUCUUGAUACACAUGACAUUCCCUAUUCGAUCAGCGAAGCGAAUGAGGCAGGUGGAAUUUGGGGCCAGCCAGAACCCGUUGAUUGCUUUACCUUAAAACAUAACAUGCUGGAGGUCAGCACUAAUCCCGAGCAAUACCAAAUGGUGAUGAAUAUUAUAAACCAGUUGGUUCUAUUUGUGGAUCCACGAAAGAAAGAAAGUGACCGUCGGCGACAACGACUGCGUUUUGAAUUGCAGCUUAAAGAUGUUGAUGAAGUGAAAUCGGCUAUUUUUGCCAUGCAGGCAGAAUUGCGAGAUGUUAUUGCUGUAAUCCGUUCACUGGAGAGACGUUUAUUUUUCCUGAAUAGGCAGUUACAGGAGUCUGGUAAUGACACUGCAAUAUUGGAGGCUAACAAAAAUGUGACAGCAGAAAUCGAUGAAAUGAAAAAAAAUCAGAUUGUACUCUGUGAUGAAUUAGCAAUGACUAUUAGUUGUUAUAAAGAGAAGCAAGUGGAAAGAAUGCGACAACUGGUUAAUGCUGCAGAGGAAGAACAGGCUGCUGUGGCUAGGAGAUUUGAAGUAUGUUUUGAAGACUGUAUUUGGAGGCUUACAGAAAGUGAUGGACAAAUUGCUCUUGCAGAAAUGCAAAUACGAAAUUUUUUGUAUACACGUACGGCGCGUAUAGAUAAUUCUGGUGAACAUUUAUUAGAGAUUGGCACUGUGCAAGUUACCAAUUUACUUCCAGAUACCCUCUACAAGCAUACUUUGCAAGCACAAAAUACAUCACGAAAGAAAACGGAACGUCAACCAGCAUCAAUUCGCGUUGUUUGUCGCGAGAAAGCGCCAGUUGGUGGAAUUUCGGUGAAGGAACAUUUCGAGAUAAAUGUUUCACCCAUGAAUGCUCAAAUUACUUAUCGAUUCUUCGAAAAAAUGAUGGGGUAUUUUUUUCCUGGGAGGAAUAUCGAUAAAGAAGACCAACGAAAUCUCGAUACAAAUGAAGAGCUGCAGAACAGUCAGGGUGUAUCAGUUGGGCAGUGGUUACGUGGGGCCAUGAACGGUUCAUUUCGGCGUACAAAUGACUCUAGUCAUUUACGUGAUGAUAUUGAUCGCAUGAAGGAACGAGCUCAAGAAAAUAAUGUUUUUCUGUACAUCAAAAUACCCGAAGUGCCUUUUAUUGUUUCAUACAAGGGUAACAAAGAGAAGAAUAUUGAAGAUGUCGAUCGAUUUCAACUAGUUUUUCCGUUGUGUGAAUAUCAUGAAAAAAAUUGGACUUGGCUGGAUCUCGCUUUGGCAAUUAAGCAGCGUUGUCGACGAGUACUACUUCAACAGUUCAUGAAGCAGAAAUUAUUACGAAAUCGUUUAACAGGUGUGGAACAUCCAUCAAUCGAGAUAGAUGAGGAUGAGAAGAAACGGAUUGUUCUUGGGAUGACAGCCGUUCCAGUAAAAGAUAAGAAAAAGAAGAAGAACAACUAA